AUGGAACGGGACGAAGACACCGUCAUGGGAGAGGCUGGCUCCCACCACCCUCACCCGACUACUACUUCGCACCAUCUGACCGAUGGCGUCAGCGAGCAGCACCAAAUGCCCGCCCAUCUCCUGGGGAGAUCGGAUCCGUGGCUAGCACCGCCAUUGCUGGGCUCGUCCAUCAAUUUACCCAUCCAGUCAGGGGAUGGAGCAGGCGACGCCGGCGUUUCGCCCCCCAAGAGUCUGCCGAAGUCGACCGACUCUGGCGAUGCGACCGCUGAGGAUCUCGACAAGCCAGACAGCUUGGUGGAAGAGAACUCGAACUGGUCUGAUGACGAUGUUGCCACCCGGACGGGCCUGCCAAUUGCCUCGCUCGCGUCCGGACUGUGCUACGAUGUUCAAAUGCGCUAUCACUGCGAGGUCCGGCCAAGCACAGAUGUCCAUCCGGAAGACCCGCGACGUAUCUACUACAUUUACAAAGAGCUGUGUCGAGCGGGCCUUGUAGACGACUCUGAGUCGUCUCGGCCACUGGUCUCUCGACCCUUGCAGCGAAUCAGUGCCCGCAAUGCUACCGAAGAAGAGGUCUCACUGGUACACACGCCGGACCAUUAUGCUUUUGUGGAGAGCACGAAAGAUAUGUCUGACGAGGAGCUGAUCCAGCUGGAACACCAACGCGACUCGAUCUAUUUCAAUAAACUCACGUUUGCGUCGUCCUUGCUUUCGGUCGGCGGUGCUAUUGAGACAUGCCUUGCUGUCGCCACCCGAAAAGUGAAGAAUGCAAUCGCCGUUAUCCGGCCGCCCGGGCAUCAUGCUGAGCAUGACAAAACCAUGGGGUUCUGUUUAUUCAACAAUGUUUCUGUGGCCGCACGUGUUUGCCAGAGGGAGCUCGGAGACAGCUGUCGAAAGAUUAUGAUUCUGGAUUGGGAUGUUCAUCACGGAAAUGGUAUUCAAAAGGCAUUCUACGACGACCCCAAUGUCCUCUACAUCUCGUUGCAUGUGUAUCGGGAUGGCAACUUUUACCCGGGCGGUGACGAAGGUGAUUGGGAUCAUUGUGGUGAAGGCGCAGGGCUUGGCCGAAAUGUCAAUAUUCCUUGGAAGAAUCAAGGCAUGGGCGAUGGCGAUUACCUCUUUGCAUUUCAGCAGGUCGUCAUGCCGAUUGCUCAGGAGUUCAAUCCGGACUUGGUAAUAAUUGCCUCUGGAUUUGACGCCGCCGUGGGCGACGAGCUUGGAGGAUGUUUCGUGACCCCGGCCUGUUAUGCCGCGAUGACACACAUGUUGAUGACGCUGGCGGAAGGAAAGGUUUCCGUUUGCUUAGAGGGCGGUUACAACUUCCGGUCGAUUUCGAAAUCGGCGCUUGCAGUCACCAAGACCCUCAUGGGGGAUCCGCCAGAUAGACUGCAUUCCAACACGCCGUCGGAUGAGGCGAUCUCCGUUGUGCGGCAGGUCAUGAUGAUCCAGUCUCGUUUCUGGCGGUGCAUGUAUCCGAAGCGACCAGAGACGGAUGGAUUGUGGACGGAUAGGCUUCAUGAUGUCAUCCGCGCGUACCAGUCGAAGCAGCUCUACGACAACUACAAGCUUACAUCACUUUAUAUCUACCGGACGGCUAUUUCCAAGUCAUUCGAGAACCAAGUAUUGGCGAGUGCAAACUACUACCAAGCCACACCUCUCCUGGUGAUCUUCCACGACCCACCGGAAAUCAUGGGCUUGCCCCAUCCCGUCACCAACAAGCUGGAGGCCCACAACUGCUGGAUGGCUGAUGUCAUGAAGGACUAUAUCGCAUGGGCGAUUGGCAAAGGCUACGCUGUGAUAGAUGUAAAUAUUCCGAAACAUGCGACAAUGGAGCCGUCACCCGGGAAAUACGAGGACGAAAGCGAGAAUAGGCCUACCGCUACCGAAGAGCUGGCUGGAUAUCUGUGGGACAAUUACAUCGAACCGAACGACGCGACAGAGAUUUUCCUUCUCGGCAUCGGCAACGCAUUCUACGGAGUUGCAAACCUUCUAAUCAACAGAGACACACUAUACCAACGAGUCAACGGCGUCGUCUCAUUCGUCGCCGAGAACCCCGUCCGCGCAGUAGCCUCGCACACGCAGACCUGGCUCUCCCGAUGGUACAGAGACAAUUCCCUCGUAUUCGUCUCCCACACGCACGGCGUCUGGAACAACACCGGCCAGCGCAAGCCCUCCAAGCGCUACGGGCAACUGAUCCAGUCUCCCAAAGCGGGGCUCAGCGAGAUGCUGAUGCACCACAAGGGGGAUGUCUUCCGGUGGGUCGAGGAGCGGGCGGAUGUGCAUGAUAGCGAGGAGGUCGAGGAGGAGAAGCGGACGAGCCGGUCGCCGAGUAAGAAGAAUACUCAGCCGACACCUGGGUUGAAUUGA
Messenger RNA from Aspergillus campestris IBT 28561, 2364 nucleotides. It is a transcript of the gene hdaA, whose product is annotated as histone deacetylase hdaA. Gene Ontology annotation, biological process: chromatin organization. Bases 1 to 2364 code for a protein of 787 amino acids. The record is from RefSeq and is a predicted model, not a curated record. Gene Ontology annotation, molecular function: histone deacetylase activity. NCBI's taxonomy places the organism in Eukaryota, Fungi, Ascomycota, Eurotiomycetes, Eurotiales, Aspergillaceae. Gene Ontology annotation, cellular component: histone deacetylase complex. The transcript has 15 exons.